This is a messenger RNA of Pecten maximus, 2242 nucleotides long. Its product is annotated as piggyBac transposable element-derived protein 4-like. The transcript has 5 exons. The record is from RefSeq and is a predicted model, not a curated record. NCBI's taxonomy places the organism in Eukaryota, Metazoa, Mollusca, Bivalvia, Pectinida, Pectinidae. Bases 1 to 1548 code for a protein of 515 amino acids.
AUGACUCCGCUAGCGGGCCUCGUAGACCGCGGAGGUGGAGAUGCUGGACACGCCCACAACGAUCGCCGCUGGACAGCUGAUCUGAAACCUAUACGUGUGAAGGAUUUCGAGGAUAUAGCUGGCCCUACUACCGCACUGGAUGCUGAGAAGAAAGAGCUGGAUUUCUUUCACCUGAUUUUCCCUGAAUCCUUGUACGACAAGCUAGCCCAGCAGACCAACACCUAUGCUGCUAAGCGGAUCCGGGAAAAGGCAGACAGCUCGUGGCAGGCAACUUCGCCCACCGAGAUCAAGACCUUCUUGGGGAUUGUGAUUUGUAUGUCACUGCUGGACCUGCCAACUGCAAAGAUGUACUGGUCAUCUGAUUGGAUGUUUCAAACAUCUUUGCCUACCAUAAUGACCAGACUCAGAUUUGAGAAACUCGCACAGUAUUUUCAUCUGAAUGACUCCACGACAAAUCCCCCCAAAGGCAGCGACGGUCACGACAAGCUCCAUCAUGUCAGGCCAGUCUUAGAUACCAUCCAAGGCACUAUAGCAUCCCAGUACACGUUACACCAGGACUGUGCUAUAGAUGAGGCUAUGAUUGCAUACAAGGGGAGGCUUAGUUUUAAGCAAUAUAUGCCAGCCAAGCCGGUUAAGUUUGGGAUCAAGGUGUGGGAGCGGGCGGAUUCCACCAAUGGCUAUGUCGACAAACUCCAGAUUUACACCGGAAGAGCAGGAAAUGAACAAGGCAUGAGAGAAGUUGGACUUGCUGCUCGAGUUGUGACCGACCUGACCAGAGACAUUGUUGGUAGCAGUCGCCACGUAUAUGUUGACAAUUUCUUCUCCAGUCCCCAGCUGUUUUCUGACUUGCUAAAGGAUGGUCUCUAUGCAUGUGGAACAUGUCGAAUCAAUAGAAAGGGGUUCCCGUCUGGUAUCAGUAAGGAGAAUGUUAAAAAAAAGGGAGACUUCACAAUGCUGCAAUCAGGAAACCUGGUGGCCAGUGUCUGGUUUGACAACAAGCCAGUGACAUUUCUGUCGACAAAUGCAGACCCUACUACACUACAUGAGGUGCGUCGCAAAAAUAAAGAUGGUAGUGAGAGAGUUCAACUGGCCCCUUCUGUUGUGAAAAUGUACGGCGACAAUAUGAAUGCUGUGGAUAGAGCUGAUCAACUCCGUAUGCAGUACACCUGUGCCAGAAAGUGCUACAAAUGGUGGAAGUAUGUGAAUUCUUUCAUUCUUAUGAAGGAGUCUCCAAGUCACCAGAGGAAAACCAGAACUGGCAGAGUGAAGCAUCUUACCCAGCUGGAAUUCAGAGAAAGGCUAUGUAAACAGUUAAUUGGUGAUACACGUUCUGUCAGAAAACGACGACGUGUGAUACAGCAUGAUGUGGCAGGUCUUUCCUAUUCUCAUAUGCCAGUUAAGGUAAAGGUGAACAGGUGUCGCCAGUGUGGAAAGGUGAAAAUCAGGAAGGAAUCGAGUUUUGGAUGCCGACAAUGUGGGGUAAACCUGUGCGUUUUGUGCUUUGAACCAUUUCACAAGGAUUUAGUCCCUGUCACACAGGAAGAGUAGACACCAAGACCUGUACUUACAUAUAUAUCAUAUAUAAUUGAGAUUGUUUGUAAAUUUAUUUUGAAAUGUUGGAAAUUUGUCACAUUCAUGAUUUUCAAUAUCAAAGACAAUAUCCAAUAUUUAUAACUUGUACAGUAUUUGAACUGUACUGUAGUUGAAUAUUUUCAUGUUACAGUGGAGACCGCUUAUUAUGAUAUUCUAUUUUCCAAAGAAAAAUAUUAUAAUAAACAGGAUAUUAUAAUAACCGAGCAAGCAAUUAUAUACCACUUGAACCAGAAGUUAGGCCAAUUUUCAUUGUUAAAUGUACUUUGAGGUCAAUAAGUAUAAGGAUUUAUAUCAUCACAUGUAUACAGAGUCAUUUUCAAUUUUAUAAAGUUAACUCUAGAUUUAAGUAUUUUUUAGAGAAUUUUUUCUCCGAAAAAUCAUAUUAAAAUAGAUUUUUGCAACAUAUUAAAAUAAUUAAACGGAGCGACAAGAUUUUUCUUAAUUAAAAUUUUAAUUGAUUUAGAAAAAUUGUGCAGAUUAGAUUUAAAGCCAUAUUGCUACAUUCCUGUGAUAAGGUGCACACAAUAAUCCGGUUCAUUUUUGAAUAUUUGCAUUGUUUAUUUGUUAUGUUAUUCUUGGAUUGUUUAUUUGUGGUAUUCAUCAAAUGAUACUAACAAAAAUAUGUUGAAUAUAAAAGCUUGUUUUGUUA